CAAGUAUAAGUUCGAUUAAUUUUGUUAGGUAAUUUUAGCUUUCAACUAUAUUUGUUAUUACAUUUAUAGAAAAAAGAAGAUAAAAACAGACUUUUUGGUGUGAUAAAUGGACGAACAUUCAGCACAAGAUGAGAAUAACAAAAUGGAUACAACACCCUUGCCAGUCAGUCUAAAUCCUGAAGUGAUAGAAUCUCGAAAUUUGGCACCUGAAAUUGAGCUGCCUCAGAUUUUUCAAAAGAUUGUCCAGGAACGUGGAAAUUUUAGGGACUUGGAUGAAACAGAAUUAGAAAAACAAUUGGAGGAAGAGGAAGAUUCUUCUAAGGCGUUUUCUGGUAAACAGGAUCCUUACUAUGGAUUUACCAUUCUUCCUUCUCAACAAGAAGGCAACGACGUUUCUCAGAACUCUAUGAAUAUUCAUGAUUACAAAAAAGAACUUGUAGAUUAUAUAUUGAUUGCUCAGAAUGAGUGUUCACUGGCACUCGAUAUGACUUCUUUACUUCUUUCCAAAUACAAGCAAUCUAGUUCAGACACUAUUUCACCUUUCCUGAAAUCUACUGUCCCUCCUGGGUCGCUAGGAUUGGAGCGAUGUCAUCCUCCUGAAGCAAAAGAAUCCGAUUCUAUUUUAGCUAUGUGCUGGAAAAGAAAGUCUCUAACGUCUUCGAAGAACUUGCUUUUCGAUGCAAAGGAGAGAUUAUCUAAAGUUGUGGAUUCUGAGAGGGAGUACUUCCAAAUUUUAUCCAAUGUCAGAGAUUCAUCAUGGCCUCUUGUACUGAGCAACAAAGGAGGUAAUUACGAUGUCUCAGUACAGUAUAGUGCUCUAGGGGGGAUUUCCUUAGGCCUUGGUUUAGUUAGGAAGGAUCAAGAAAAGCAAAGCUACAAUUUUGAGUCUGGGCUUGUGCAUCAAAAAGCAAGCUUACGUGUUGAUUUAGUUUCAAGUACUGGAAAAAUCAUCGCUUCUUCAAAAUGGAACUGGAGUUGGGGAAUACAAGAAGAAGAAGAUCAACUGUUAGUAAAAAUUCAAAGUGCUCAACGAGUACUGCUAGAAAUGGAUGUUUGGAACGCUUUACUACAGGAAGCACAAAUCUGCGAAAAUCAAGGCGUAGUUUUCACGGGCGACACCAUUGUACUAUCUUGUAAUCCUGAAUUUUCUUUGCGAAUUUUCCUUGAUACAAACACAGAAGAAUCUCGGCAAGAUCCAGAAGCCGAUUUUUUGAAUGUAGAUCAGGAAGAAGAAUAUGAUUAUGAAACAAAAAAGCUAUCACAAAGGUGUUGUGAUGCAGUCAAUGCCAUCACGCACAUUUUAUUCUUACAGUAUUGCCGAAAUCCUAACAGAAAACUACAACAAGCGGAAUUGGCGAUGGUCAUUGACGCUUCGGCUCCUCAGAUUAUUCGUCCUCUAAUUUUUUACUACGCUAUUCAUGAGGAAGCUCGUCAAUUUCAAAACUGGUUGCAGAACGAGGGCAUAAAGUUUGAGUAUUUACCUUCCUAUCCUUGGGAAUCAGCACAAGACUUUUUAACCUUUGAAAAUUUUUUACUAACAAAUCGCUUAAGCUUACAGUGGUAUCUUGACCUUGAUUCAUCUUUACCAGCUCAUAUUCAGCAUAAUCCGACCUUGCACGGAACCGAAAAAACAGUUUGGAAGUAUAAAGAUGCCUACAAUUUCUAUAAAUUCUCUUCCGUAAAAAAUAUGUGUCAAUACAUAGAGCAUGCGCGAAAACAAAGGGGAGAAGUUGCUUCCAAUGCUAUUCAAGAAUAAAUAAUGUUAAUGUCAUAUGUAAUCAACAUUGAAGGGUUUAUAGUUAUCUAAAGUGUUAAAAAUCGUUAGAAGAUCAGUUACCGAUAUUAUUAUCUUCAUAAAGAAUGUGAGAAAGAAAAAUCAAUUCCUACUAGAGUAGCAA
Schizosaccharomyces cryophilus OY26 is the source of this 1898-nucleotide messenger RNA. Its product is annotated as mediator complex subunit Srb4. Gene Ontology annotation, molecular function: transcription coregulator activity. The record is from RefSeq and is a predicted model, not a curated record. The transcript has 3 exons. Bases 107 to 1756 code for a protein of 549 amino acids. Gene Ontology annotation, cellular component: core mediator complex; mediator complex. Lineage: Eukaryota; Fungi; Ascomycota; Schizosaccharomycetes; Schizosaccharomycetales; Schizosaccharomycetaceae. Gene Ontology annotation, biological process: regulation of transcription by RNA polymerase II.